Messenger RNA from Asparagus officinalis (garden asparagus), 1384 nucleotides. RefSeq lists its product as uncharacterized. The transcript has 4 exons. The coding region runs from base 1 to 1320 and encodes 439 amino acids. NCBI's taxonomy places the organism in Eukaryota, Viridiplantae, Streptophyta, Magnoliopsida, Asparagales, Asparagaceae. The record is from RefSeq and is a predicted model, not a curated record.
AUGUUGGUGAAACCGGACUACAAAGAGCGUUUGGCUACCAGUGUGUUUAUCCCGUUUUCGUUUUUUUUUCCAAAAAAAACGUAUACCCACGUUUGGGAACUGAGGUGUUUUUUUGAGCUGCCCUUCACAAAACACAGAAAAAACACGCUUUUUCCAAAACACCUAAAAGGUGUUUUCAAGUUCCCGUCUCAUUUUCCCCCAAAUCAACCCCGACCCCUUUUCUCUCCCUCAGCCCUAACUUCGUCGCCUCCGCUCCAAAUCGGCUCAGCUCCGACCCUCCGACGCCGCCUCCGACCCUCCGACGCCACCUCCGACCUCGCUGAAGCCUCCGACGAAGCCUCCGACCUCGACGAAGCCUCCGACCUCGCUGAAGCGUCCGACCUCGCUGAAGCCUUCGACGCUACCUCCGCUCCAAAUCAGCGCAGCUCCGACCCUCCGACGCCGCCUCCGACCCUCCGACCCUCCGAAAUCAAGCACUCACUAGAGACCAUCUCUACAUAUUUUAAGAAGGUCCUUUAUGCAAUUUGCUCUCUAACCAAAUAUGUCAUCGUUCCUCCAUCAUACGAUGCAACUCCACCAGAGAUAUCAUAUACCACAAAGUAUUAUCCUUAUUUCAAGAAUUGUGUAGGUGCUAUAGAUGGAACUCAUGUUUCAGCUUGUGUGCCGCAAGAUAGUCAAGUUCCAUAUCGUGGAAAGAAAAUUGUGCCGACAAUGAAUAUGAUGUGUGCUUGCUCUUUUGAUAUGCGGUUCACAUUUGUUAUGAGUGGAUGGGAAGGAAGUGCAAAUGAUUCAAGAAUUUUCUUAGAGUGCAUUAGCAAUCCCGCAAACAAAUUCCCUAUGCCCCCUGCAAGAAAGUAUUAUUUGGUUGACUCUGGAUAUACCAAUAUGCCGGGUUUUCUUUCACCGUACCGUGGAGAACGAUAUCAUUUGAAUGAUUAUCGAGGGCAAAAUCUUCCACCGCAAGGUACUAGAGAACUAUUCAAUUACUUGCAUUCAUCAUUAAGGAAUGUUAUAGAACGAUGCUUUGGGGUAUUGAAAAAAAGAUUUCCAGUUUUAAGAGAUAUGCCAUCAUAUAGUUUGAGAAAACAAAAAUAUAUAGCAUUAGCAUGUUGCGUUAUUCACAAUGUGAUUCGAAUGUAUGAUUCUGGAGAUCCAUUAUUUGUCGAGUUUGAAAAUGAAGAUGUGGAGCUUGAAGAAGAUGAUAUGACUGCACAAGAACAACAAACCAUACCGGUCAAUGUCGGCCCAGAGCACCUUCGUGAGAUGUCAAGGUUUCGAGAUCGUUUGGCCCAAAGGAUGUGGAACGAUCGUGGUGGGUAAUAUCGGGAUGUGUUUUGAAAUUAAUGUAUAUUAUAUUGUAAUGUCACUAAAAUACAUUUUGAGC